AUGGCAGCCACUCAGCAAGCAACAAAGCAACCAAAGCACCCGAAACACCCGGCGAAGCAGCCGCCUCGUAAAGUGAGGAACGACUUUUUGGCGAGAAUGCUGCAAUUAGAGAAACAGAGCAUGGUCAGUGUCUCUCCCAGUGACUUCUUCUCAGCCUUUCAUCCUGCAGUCAUUACGACUGAGGAGUGGCUGACUCCCCUAAAGCACCACAGGAGCGCUUCAGCUAGCCCCCCUCAUGGACACAUCGAACAGCCGCCGCCCUCCAACGAGAACAUACAUCAUCCGCCUUCUACGCAAACAGCUCAUAUUCCGUCCCUUGUUUCUCCCGAUACGCAGAAAACAUCGCCCCUCAUAUCCCCACGCGUGCACCAGACACAGACGCUAUCACCCACAGCAGCUCAAAACGGCGUGAAAACUCAUGUGAAACCGGCUCCGCUAAGAGUCGAGACAAGGGACAUUCCUCAGGAUCCACCUCAGUCAGACAUAUGCCUGUCACCCAGCUGGCUGGGUCAUGCUGAGAGAGAACAACAGAAAGAGAAGAAGAAGCAAGAUAAGGACCAGCGGGAUCAACAACGAAGACAGCAAGAAGAUAAUCGGCAGCCCCCCAAAAGGUUGAGCAAGAAACCGCCAGCAGCCAUGGAUACGCAAAAGAUGCCCGCUGAAUUGAGGAAGCCAAGAAGGAACUCUCUCUUGUCGUUCGUGCCUAGCCGAAGCUCCUCACGCGACCGGUCCCAAGACCGCUCAAAAGAUGAGAAGCGCAAGUCGGGAUCUUCCAUCACCUCUUUUGUCUCCAGACGACGAUCCAACUCUACAUCUCGCCGCCCGACUAUUUCUCCGGAGGAAGAGAAAAGUCUCGAGCCAGAGUCUCCUGGAUCUUGGAAGCCCGUGGUGAACCCAAUUCCCCCGCGCCUACCUAGCCUCCGUUUCAGCCAGAAGAAGUUCACGUCAAAUAACAGCAAAUCUGCGACUCCAACUAGUACCGAAGAGGAAAGUGAUGGUGAGCUUUUGGCAUUUCCAUACGGUUCUGAUCGACCUAUCGCAGAGAAGCUGCCUGAGUCGCCGAAGAAAUCUUCCAGAUCUCCAGCUGCGGAAGCAGAGACCAACAAGCUACAGCAAUCCUCUGAGAAGCUGGCGACGACCAAAAGCUCAGUCCCGACCCCGCCAAAGCCAUCCGACAUUCCACAGAGGAAAUCAGAUGAAUCAAAAAUCUUGUCUGGGCCUCCACGAGGUAUUGAGGUACUCCCAAGUCCUCCCAAGCCGUGGACACAACCCAACAAACAGAACAAGUCCCGUCAGAACAGCGAUGAGGUAGCUGCGGAGUUGAUUGCCAUGCUGUCAGAGCAAAAACUCAGGCCUUAUCAGCAUGCCUCCCCUCCCGCCAGUCCUCAGGGACCGAAAGCUACCUCUCGGGAUGGUGGUAGCUACGUCCACAAGCAACGAAUGUACGAACAACAAAGGUCAAUCGCUGGGUUUCAGGAGCAACAAGCACUGCAAAUGUAUCAUGACCAAGCUGCGGUCGGCGACAAUCAGGAAACGUCGAAAGAUGUGCAAUCUAGGAAGAGUGAUGGUGGUACCUCACCUAUGAGGCUGGCUAAUGCGCACUCCUCAUCGCCCUCAGCAGCUAGAAGUUGGAGUGGGAGUCGCAGUGCUUCGUCACCUCCGGCAUCACCUUCCUCGAACAGAAGACACAGCGCUUCGCCAUCAGGCCGAGCUUCGCUACCGCCAGCGCAGACUGCUCUUUCGCCGCUGAAACAAGUUUCUUCGGCCCCAGACGAUGACUUGGAAGAAGAGCAAUUCAAACUCCUGAAGAAAGCUGAAAACGCAGCACCGGACAAGGAACAAACGAAGAAGUCGGAAAAGUUCUUCGGCCUUCGACGCCGUACGAAGGAGCUGCCUGCUCCCAUUCAUGUGCCUGACACCAAUGGUCACCUCUCUCCUGCGCAAAAGAAUUCCUCGGAACGAACUAAGGAGCACGAAGCAGCGCCUAAGCAGUCGCGGAGAGAUCGUAUGUCAGCACACAUACCUUUCACCAGGCAUCGCGCAAGCUCCUCCAAUUCUCAAAUAGCAAUUGUCGAUGGUAGCCAAGCUGAUACAGGUCCCGGACAUUCAAAAACACGAGCAUCUUCGCAAGCUCCUCGCAGUCCUUCGGCAAUAUCAGUGACUGAAGAAACAAGAAGCAAAAUGAUAGAGCAAGCCUUGGAGCAGAAGAAAAGCAGCAGCGAAAGCAAUAGCACCCAAGAAUCUAAAGAUGGAGUCAAUGGUAGACAGGCUACUGCUGACAAGCCUUCGACUAAGCGGCCUUCAGCCAAACCGAGUCAGAAUUCGGAAGAGCUGGCUACUGCAUACGGCGAACUCAUUCAUGGCUCUUCCAGCGAAGAAAGCGUGUAUCACGAUGUUUCGGAGAAUGAUGAACCGCAGUCUGCUGUGAAAUUAUCUAGCAAGGUCCGUACUGAAUCGGAUACACCGAUCAAACGCCCGAGAUCCGACCUCCAACUACAAAAGCAGAACAUUGCUACCCAAUCUUUGCCGUCUCUCGACUUCCUCCCACAGCUCAAGCAUCAACCAUUGACGAAGAACCCCAAGAGAUCUCAGCCAGCUUCUGGCGAGCCUUCACCAACCAAGAUCAAGAUACCGAAACCUGCUAACCUUCCAGAUACAACAUAUAGGUCACCACUUGCUUCUCCGCCUGAUAUCGCCCUACUACCUCGAUCACCACUUCGAUCCUCUAGCAACUUACCUGCCUUAAUCAAAAACCAAUCAGCCACUUCCAUCACCUCCUUGAGCUCGUCGACCAAAAACACACCAUCAGAGGGUGGUUCAGAAGCAAAACCCAUCGGCAAACUCUUCGUCAUCUGCUGCAAAUGCAAAUUUUGGCACGAUCUGCCCGCCAAGCUGUACGAAGCGAUGGCAUUGCCAAAAGAAUUGCAUCGAAACGACGAAAAGUCAAGCAAGGGCAAAGCUCAACCAGGCAAAAACAAAGUUGCUACCGCAAGGCUGGAGACUGCGGUCAAGUGUCCUUGGUGCGAGCAUCCCAUGACGACAGCAUGCUGUGCAGGCUGGACCACAGUGGUAUACAUGCACGAGCGACAUCAUUGA
This is a messenger RNA of Bacidia gigantensis, 3096 nucleotides long. RefSeq lists its product as uncharacterized. The record is from RefSeq and is a predicted model, not a curated record. Bases 1 to 3096 code for a protein of 1031 amino acids. Lineage: Eukaryota; Fungi; Ascomycota; Lecanoromycetes; Lecanorales; Ramalinaceae. The transcript has 2 exons.